Molecule: messenger RNA, 1654 nt
Organism: Lutzomyia longipalpis
Lineage: Eukaryota; Metazoa; Arthropoda; Insecta; Diptera; Psychodidae
Product: acyl-CoA Delta-9 desaturase
Exons: 6
Coding region: 202-1395 (397 amino acids)
Biological process (GO): unsaturated fatty acid biosynthetic process
Cellular component (GO): endoplasmic reticulum membrane
Molecular function (GO): iron ion binding; stearoyl-CoA 9-desaturase activity
Source: RefSeq, a predicted model, not a curated record
GCUCAUUCGGUCUUGAAAUACUGCUGGAGACAUUCGGAUCCUAGACGUGACUUACAAUUUUAUUAGUGGCUGUUAAUUGUGGGAAUUAUAUUUUCUUUUCAUACAUCACAAAGGAUCAUCCUCUACGUCUUCAUCACCAGUGCUCUCUAGAAAGACGAUCCACCGAAUUUCUACAAGAAGCACGAAUCACAGUGAAAAAUUAUGCCGCCAAAUCUUUUUGGGAAUACACUUCUCUUGGCGGAGGGCACGCUUGAGGCAGAAAAAAGUGCAUCUCACGUGAGCACAGAUGAACCCCAAGUUAAACCGCAGUCAAUUCAGACCACCGACGAGAGGAGAACAUCGAGAGUUCCAACGGAGAAACCACACAAAGUUCAAUAUGUUUGGAGAAAUAUAAUUGUCUUCUUGUAUUUGCACUUGGCGGCACUCUACGGGGUUUAUUUGCAAUUAACAGCAGCAAAAUACUUAACAUUUGGAAUUGCCAUUAUACUUGGUUUCUGUGGAGGAAUGGGAAUCACAGCCGGUGCCCAUCGUCUGUGGUCACACAAGUCCUACAAAGCAAAGUUACCACUACGAGUACUCCUCAUGCUCUUCCAGACACUGGCCUUUCAGAAUCACAUUUAUGAAUGGGUACGAGAUCACAGGGUUCACCACAAGUUCACAGAUACCAAUGCUGAUCCUCACAAUUCCCGUCGUGGGUUCUUCUUCUCCCACAUGGGUUGGCUCAUGACAAAGAAGCACCCCGAUGUGAAGAACAAGGGAUGUACUGUGGACAUGAGUGACAUUGAAGCUGAUCCAGUUGUUAUGUUUCAAAAGAAGUAUUACGGGAUUUUAAUGCCAGUAUUCUGCUUCUUUCUUCCUGCCUUGGUUCCCUACUAUCUUCUCGGUGAGACCUUCACGAAUAGCUGGUACAUUGCAUCUGUGCUGAGAUAUGUGCUUUCUCUGCACGGAACAUGGCUCGUAAAUUCAGCGGCACAUUUAUGGGGAAUGAAACCCUACGAUAAAAAUAUUUCACCAUCGGACAAUAUUUUUGUUGCAAUUUACGCAUACGGUGAGGGCUGGCACAACUACCAUCAUGUAUUCCCAUGGGAUUACAAAACCUCAGAACUUGGCAUAUACUCCACAAACAUGACAGCCGCAUUUAUUGAUUUUUUCUCAAAACUCGGUCUUGCCUAUGACUUGAAAACGGUCUCCGAAGAUAUGAUUAAGAAGAGGAUACUGAGGACGGGUGAUGGUUCCCACGAAUACAGUCGCAAUAAGCGCGAAGAAGAUCUACGAAAAAUUCUAAUGAGCGAUCAUGAUCACUUCCACGAUAACAAUAUGGUUUGGGGGUGGGAUGACAAAGACAUGGAUGAGCAUGACAAGAAAUUUGCCAAAAUCUACAACAAGGAAGAUUAAAAUUCUAUAUAAUUUAAUUUGUACGCUUUAGAUACUUUAUUCCUUUUCUAUUUUGUUUCCAGGUGCUUUUACGUAAUCACUAUUAGUUUAAUUUACCAUUACAAGUAUUUUGUAGCAGUGUAGAGUCAUUGAUAUGUAUUAAAAAUUUACAUCUCAUAAUUUCAAUAAUUUAUUUAUUGAUUCAUUCUCAAUUGGCUUUCCAUUUUGAAACUUAAUUUAAUAUAAUUUAAAUAUAUAUUCACUGAUAAAGGUUUAUUAA